This is a messenger RNA of Ylistrum balloti, 4071 nucleotides long. Its product is annotated as jouberin-like. Lineage: Eukaryota; Metazoa; Mollusca; Bivalvia; Pectinida; Pectinidae. The coding region runs from base 1 to 4071 and encodes 1356 amino acids. Gene Ontology annotation, biological process: motile cilium assembly. Gene Ontology annotation, molecular function: protein binding. Gene Ontology annotation, cellular component: ciliary basal body. The record is from RefSeq and is a predicted model, not a curated record. The transcript is spliced from 38 exons.
AUGGCGGAUACAGAAGUCAUCACACCAACAAAGGCUAAAAAGACAAAAAAGACCAGACCAAAGUCAUCGAAACCAGUCAGAGAUGAGGAAGAGAUUCCUCUUGCUGAUAUGGACACCAAAUCCAAGUUUGACCAGCUCCUCCAACAAGCUGUUGGACAAGCAACAGAGGGAGCAAAAACAAAAAAGAAAAAGAAGACCAAGCAAAGUGAUGAAUCAGUGCUGGAGUCCUUAAGGAAAGGGGAAGGUCUUCAAAAAGAUGAGGAUGAAGCCAUCAAAGCUAACACAUAUGACCCUGGAAAUAGCCCUAAGAAUGAGAAAAGUAACAAACAGAAACAGAAACUGAAAGAGAUGGAGGGAAAGGACAAUGAAGGCUUUGAAAUUCUUGAUGAAACAAAGAAAACUAAAAAGAAGAAGAAGAAAAGUGAUGACUCAGAUUUGGCCUCACCUAAAGAGAAGUCAGUGACUAUCUUAGAACUGGAUCCCACAGCACCUGCAGAGAAAAAGAAAAAGAAGAAGAAGCCACCUGACACUGAAGAGGAAGUUGUAGCUACUGAAGAGGAGCCUCCUACACCCACAAAGACAAAGAAAAAGAAGAAGAAGGCAUCAGAUGAAGAUCGACCUAUGUCACCAGAAUCAGAGCCAGCUUCUCCAAAGCCUGCUAAACGAAAGAAAAAGAAGAAGACAGAUGGUGAACAGGAUGAAGAACAGCCUCUUACUCCACCUGAAUCUGAACCUACCUCUCCCAAAGCUGGCAAGAAAAAGAAAAAGAAGAAAGGACAGGAAACAGAGGAUGAAGAAGGAGCCAUGUCUCCAGAUGAGACAGGUGAGACAGCUAAACCAGAAAAGAAAAAGAAGAAAAAGGCCAAGAAGGGAACUGAGGAGGAUGAAGCAAUGAUCCCACCUCCAAUGAGUGAUGAGGAACAAGCUACAAGUGGUAAAGACAAGAAGAAAAAGAAAAAGAAGAAGAAAGAAGAAGGGGAAGAAGUUCAGGUGAGAAGAAAAUUAAUUGAUGCUGAAGGAGAGGAGGCUGAUGAUGAGGAGGCAGAAGUAAAGGAAGUGAAGAGAGUAAAGAAGAAAGCCCCAAUUGUGAUAGAGGAGACUGAGGAACAGCGUUUGGAAAGGGAGGCGAUAGAGGAUGAAGGACAGAUCAUGGCCGUAACAGUUCACCGCACAGAUAAACUAAAGAAUGAUUUUCACAUCCUGCACCCUAUGGUGCGUGUGCACAUUGUCAAUGAAGAAACUGGGCAGAAUCUCACCAAACAAAGGAAGGAUCGAGCAGUGUCUGCCUAUUUUGAAACACAGAAUGACAACAUCACCCAAAUUAUGCCAAUAAUGACCCAGCCAUUUGACUUCAAACAGAAAAAGUCCGUGCUUCCAGUUUGGGAAGAAUUGCUGGUCUUCAAUGAAAACUUCAAUUAUUUUAUCAAGGACUAUCCCAAAGUCAUCAUAUUUUUUGAGUUAUUGGACUUUGUCAGCAUGACGACAGCAAGUCGACAGUAUGAACAAAGCAGAAGUGAAGGUGGUUGGCACAGAAUUGCCUGGGCCUUCCUCAAGGUGAAAGGUGUAAACAACAAAAUGAAUGCUGGCUCCAAAGUGCGCCUUCAGCUGUUUGAACCUGUUUACAAAUUCCGUGCCAAGCCAGGCCAAGUGGAGCUUUGGCAGUGGUGGAAGACCCAGGGAAGACGUCCUUACCCUUCCACUCUUUACGUGACCCUGAAAGGCAUCACACCACCUGAUGUUGUAGAACCUGCCAUGCGCUCUAUGUUCGCAACACAGAAGGAAAUAGGAAGUAGGACAUAUGCAGAUAUGAAGAAGAGCACCAACUGGUCAGAUGCUAGGAAAAAGAGAGAGAUAGAAAAGAGGACACUCUCCUCCUGGUCCAGAUUGGUCGGUCAGUUGUGUCGCAUCCCUAAUCGAUUAAAGCUGACUCUACAAGCUGGCAGGAACGGAUGUUAUGUGGUGAAAUUCUCACAUGAUGGAAGGAGUUUAGCAUGUGCUUGUCAUGAUAGGGAAAACUUUCCAGUUCUAGUCUAUGAGAUUCCGUCUGGUCAGCUACUUGGCAAGUUCAGAGGUCAUUUUGGCAUUGUGUAUGACUUGUCUUGGUCCAAGAAGGAUACCCACCUAUGUUCUGCAUCAUCAGAUGGCACAGUCAGAGUAUGGAAUCUGGAUAACUUUGAUACCUCAGAAAAGUUAUUACCUCAUCCUGGCUUUGUGUACACUGCACAGUUCCAUCCACGUGUGGAAAACAUCAUCACAACAGGUGGAUAUGACCAGGUAGUGCGAGUCUGGGAUGUGGACGUGGACAGCGUGCAUGGACAGUUAAAACAGGAAAUUGAGAACCACAAGGGCCAUGUGAACUCCCUUUGUUUUGAUGAUGAUGGCCAAAAGCUGUAUACAGCUGACAGUGUCGGUGAUAUCAAUAUCUGGAAUGUAUACGUGACAGAAAAAUCCAGCCAGAAAGGACAGUCCGGUUUUCUUAGAGACUGGACACAUUUCCAAAGCCUGUCUGAUCCUGAAAUGAAGGAUGUUUCUAUCAACUACAUCCAGCUCCACCAUAGUGGGCGUCGCCUGCUGGUUCACUGUCGUGACAACAUCCUCAGGAUGAUGGACCUGCGCAUACAACGAGUGAUGCAGAAGUACAUUGGAGCAUUGAACUUCCGGGAACAGAUCCGGAGUUCCAUCACACCUUGUGGGUCCUUUGUGUUUUCUGGAAGCGAAGAUAACUACGCAUAUGCUUGGAACACAGACACUGGGGACCAGGUGGCUAUGUACUCGGAGCUAAACUACCGUCACCCUGUGACAGACAUCGAAUACCACCCCAGGGACCACAUGUUUGCUACAUGUUCUUUAGGAGACAAUCAAGCCAUUGUUGUAUAUGACUAUGAUCCACAUGUUGCUCAGAUGGACGCAGGGCUUACUCCUAGACAGAUUGUACCAGACCCAAAAGAGGAGUUAGACACCAUGCCUGCCUCUACUAUGGGCACCACAAAGCAAGAAGAAACACUGAUGUCUUCCAGUGUCUUAAAUAAAGAGCAGUUUGAGGCCCACAGCACAGCAAGGCUACAGAAAGUGAUGAGGAAACUCAAUGCUGCAACGUCCCAGAUGUUGUCAGGACCAGUAGACCUACCUGGAAUGCCAGUCUCCUCUCCACGACUAGCUCACACAGGAUUCCUCUCUCUGGACCAGUCAAUGACACCAAGGACCAUGACUACUGGGCCCCAGGCAUUCAGUCCACACGCACCGCGGACAAUGACAAGCAUUGUGCAGCAACAACAGUUUAACUCACAGAAAAUGUACAUGAAAUCUUCAGAUUCAGAUUGGCGACCUGGCUUCCACGAAGUUGGCCGUUCAGGAGCCAGAAGUUCUAGUCCUACAUUCAUAGGAAGACCUCCUCAGAUAGCUUUAACGGCACAGGGGAAUAAAGCCCAGUUCAGCUUCCAGGCCCCAGCAGGCAAGGCUGUCCCAGGCUACGGAGUUGUGAAAGCACUUUAUGACUACCGCGCCCAGAGAUCAGAUGAGCUAACAAUUUUCAAGAAUGACGUGAUUACAGUUCUGUACAAGGACAACGAAAACUGGUGGAUGGGAGAACUGCCCGAUGGUCAACAAGGAUUCUUCCCGGCCAACUAUGUUUUGGCAGAAGAUGGAGAUGAACCACUGUUUGAUACCUUACCUUCACCAGAUCGGAGUAAGGGCAAAAAGGUCACAGCUGUGACAACAAAAUCUGGGGAGUUAAAGUUCCUCUCAGGAACUGAGGAAUCUGAUGAUGACAUCCUGGAAGGACGUAAGAAAGGGUUCCUUGGCAGAUUAGAUAAAACUUUACGGGGAAACACUGGUGCUAUUAACUUUACCGAACAUGACUUCAGUGAUGGUGGCACCAGGCAUUCAUGUGACCAGGUCCUGCAUCACUACACAUGUCGCGACACAAGGAAAAAUGGUAAAAAGAAGAGGGGUUCCAAAGACAAUGUCAUGAGUGAUACAGCAUCAGUGGACAGUAAAGCUAGUAAAGGCAGCAGAGGCAGUCGGAAUGGCACCAAGAAACCACCUGUCAUUCCAAAUGAGUCAACAGCAUGA